This is a messenger RNA of Prunus armeniaca (apricot), 1035 nucleotides long. NCBI's taxonomy places the organism in Eukaryota, Viridiplantae, Streptophyta, Magnoliopsida, Rosales, Rosaceae. The record is from the annotation of a GenBank genome assembly.
AUGACAAAAGAAGAGGAAUCAGUACUUAAAAAAAUUUCCAGGAUGAGCACCACAGCACAUAGAACUCCCAAAUCGGGUAGGCAGUCAUUGUUUUUCCAAGAUAUAACUUCGCCAGUCUCAGCCCGGAGAGGAAAAAUUUCGACUCCAGGCCAGGCAGCUGCAGUCUCUGCUCUAUGGCGUGAGAGUGGUGGGGGAUCAGAUCUUCCACCUCCUCCGCUUUACACAUUGGAAGACCGCUCAGACUUUUCCCCUGAAUCUGGAAUUCCAGAUUACCCUGUAUCCCCGGAAAUAAAAUCAGAUCCUAGAACUCCGGUCCACAGUUUCGGACGUGAUUCCUUGACUCCAGUAAAAAACAGAUCAGAAGCAAGCACUUCUUAUGCUCUAUCAAGUGGACAGCAUGGCCAACAGGGUUCAGCGAGUAUGAAUUGGUGGUCAUCCCCAAAGAGUGGUGGUGAGCAAGAUGAGAAGGGAAGGAAUUCACCAGUUGAGGGUGUUGUUCAGCCUGGUGCUCUGAUCACUCUUCCACCUCCAAGGGAAGUUGCAAGGCCAGAGAUGCAAAGGAAUACCUUGCCUGCAGGGAACCUCAACGAGGAAGAAUGGGUUACUGUCUAUGGAUUUUCUCCAGGUGAUACGAAUUUAGUUUUACGAGAGUUUGAAAAAUGUGGCAUGAUUUUGAAACAUGUUCCUGGUCCAAGAGAUGCCAACUGGAUGCACAUCUUAUAUCAGAAUUACUUUGAUGCUCAGAAGGCUCUCAGCAAGAACGGGAUGCAGAUUAAUGGGGCGCUAAUUAUAGGUGUGAAGCCACUGGAUCCAAUGCAACGCCAUGCAUUAAAUGAAAGGAUCAACAAUCAGGGUUUCAUGACAUUGCCCCCCCAACCAGCCAUGAAACAUGCAGAACUGAAUGCUUCAAGAGCCCCCCCUCGUUCUUACUAUCUUCAAAAUGGUAGUACCAGUGCGCGACAAUCCGGUGGUUCAAUUGCUUCCCCAACAAAGUCAAUGGUGUCCAAAGUCAUGGAUUUAAUGUUUGGAGUUUAG